This is a messenger RNA of Peniophora sp. CBMAI 1063, 2313 nucleotides long. The record is from the annotation of a GenBank genome assembly. NCBI's taxonomy places the organism in Eukaryota, Fungi, Basidiomycota, Agaricomycetes, Russulales, Peniophoraceae.
AUGGAUGCUAACUUUCGUUUGAACAACAAAUUGACUCAUUCUAGUGACACGAAAGAUCCCAACCUUAGCGAUGGCUGCGCAUACAUGGCCUCGAGGAAGGAGUACAAUGCAUACCUCGACCAAUCUGAGAAGCACAAAGUUGAAGAACCGAGCGACUGCUCCAAAUUUGGGGCGCUGACGUUGGCCAAUAUGAAGGGCGGGAAGGGAAUGCAAUCUACGGGCAUUGCUGGGUGCUUCUGUGCACGUCAUGAGUUCGUGCAGCCCCUCGGUCUUGCUGUGCUAAAGCGAGGUGAACGGUAUAACACGAUGGACUGGGUAUUCUGUGGCGCACUAUCAUUCCUACGAUGCGCGGAGAUUACGGUCAGCUACGACAUUGCUUGCCAAUGGAGCAAGCGGAUCCACGAUAGACUAGCCAAGAUGCCCCCGGCUUGUCAGGUAUCCCCAGGCAUCGCACAGUUCUUCAAACACCACAUCGCAGGGACCAUCACUUAUGUGGUCCCGAAAUUCCACCUCUAUGCGCAUAAACUCUUUUGCCAACUACGAUUCGCUCUGGGCUUACUAUCUGGGACCGGCACGACAGAUGGAGAAGGCUGCGAGCGCAUAUGGUCUGGAGCAAAUCCCGCAGCGUCCAGCCUACGUGAAAUGGGCUCAGGAGGCAUGAGUGACACAAUGGACGAUAUGUGUAGCUCGUGGAACUGGAGAAAGAUCUGCGGUAUAUCUGAGCUCCUUCGCGAGCGUAUGCAACGGACACUUGAUGAUGCUAUCACGCAAACAAACAUAUUCACUUAUUUCACCGAAGCAAUCGAAGCGGAAGAGCCCGCGCGCAUAGCUCAAGCCCGGGCAGCAAUCAGAACGUGGGAGCAAGACUCAGAGAAGAAGGAGGGCACACCCUGCCCAUACUACGUGGAAAGUACAGUUUUGUCCGAAGCCGCUAUCAAACUGCAAUCGGAACUGGCAGAGGACUCACGCUCCGACACUGCGCAGCUGGACGCUGUGGAACAGGCGGCGUUCGCAGAUUUUCUGAUGCUCGGGAUCAAGAUCGAAGAGGCUAGAUCGCGAUUCACCGCAAAGCAUAGGAGCGACGGUGGCACUACUAAACAAGUCACGGAUAGAACCCACGACUUGAAUGCAAUCGCACGUGACAUUUCGAGCUUGCGCAGAGAGCAAGAGUACUUGAUGCCCGCCGUCUACGCGGCCCUUACAUCCGAAGAGCGCCAUCCGGAGCGUCGAACGGCCAUGACGAUGAAACUCUUUCUCCCCUCCGACCCUCCCGACGGUGACGUCAGUCUGACUCCGGCUGCUACGCGCACUGUGGAAGCCAGGGUGAGGUGGGAGUUGAUGCUGGACGAACUGAAUCAUCUGCGACAUCAAUUGCGCCUCAAAGGAUGCCUGAACAGGUUCAAGGCGCAGCAGAUUACUGGCCAACGGGACAACACGCGUGCUCGCGAGACGCAGGAAGCUGUGACAGCCAGAGUUAAGAGGGCAGCAAAUGCUUACCGGCGGCAUCGUGACGCUUAUGAAGCCCUGGUAGGGAAGGGUGACUGGGAAAAGACAAUGUGCAAGUUGAAGGACUCGGACUGCCGCGCCUUGGGUGACCGUCUUAUCGAGCAGGUGGAACAAAUGUCAGCGUCGAAUGCGCAGAAGUUCAUGCAAGGGAGGCGUGAGGCUGAUACGUCUGGCGAGACGCGAUAUGAGCUGCCCUGGUUUUGGUUCAAUCAAUUUGAGGAAGCAAGCGAUCGGAUCACAGAUGAAUUGAUGGUGGAAUGGUGUAAAAGUCGUGCUCGGGCGCAGCACAUGGUACAAGAGGUCCGCCUUCUUGAUGAAGAGAUGCGUCGCGUCGUGGAGUUCAGCGAGAAUAUGGCGAAGAUCUGGGACAAACGAUGUGAACCGGAGAAGAUGGAUUUUGGCGCAAAACACGCAUAUGCGACUGACCUGGGCUGGGUGGAUGGCGCUCGGGCGUACGCCCUUAAACAGGCUUGGAUCCGCCGUUCCCAGGCUACGAAGUGGCGCGCGGAGUUUGCGGAGUAUCGAGCGCUGGCGCAGCGUUUCCUCGUGUUGCAUACUUCGGAGGGCAUAUCGAUAAUGGCGCCUAAUCUGCCUACUGCGAUUCAAAUCGAGGGAGAGGCCGGCCAAGCGGGUGCGUCUGAACCCAUAGAAGAGCGGAUAGCAGUCGUGGAACCACGAGACCCUGCGGCUCUUGAAGGAGGUCACGACGAACGUGUGGUACCCUGCGGUCAAGAGACGCCACAACACGCAGGCGAGCGGGAACAGCGGGCUCGAGGAGGUGCUGCUGCCAGAAAUGCGGAAGUCUGA